Molecule: messenger RNA, 885 nt
Organism: Brachypodium distachyon (stiff brome)
Lineage: Eukaryota; Viridiplantae; Streptophyta; Magnoliopsida; Poales; Poaceae
Product: E3 ubiquitin-protein ligase EL5-like
Exons: 1
Coding region: 72-542 (156 amino acids)
Molecular function (GO): zinc ion binding
Source: RefSeq, a predicted model, not a curated record
UCUUGCUUGUAUAAUUUGUUAGAAGAGAGAAAGAGACAUCGAGAGAAUAAUUAGCUAGAGAGCUUGGAUUGAUGUCCAAGGACGUGGUGCUGAUCGGGGCGUCCAUGGCGGCGCUGGUGGCGCUCUCCGCCGUCACCUUCUUCUGCUCCAACCGCCGCCGGGGCCGGACCGACGGCGGCCAAGACGACGUGGAGCUCGGGCGGCGCCGGCGGGGUGCCGGGGUCGACGAGGCCGCCCUGGCGACGUACCCGACCUCCGUGUACUGCACCGCGAAGAAGGCCGCCGCCGGAGACGGGGACGAAGGCGGCGGCGACGACAAAGAGAAGGCCGCCGGAGGCGAGGAAGACGACGAUGACGUGGACGGCGCGAGGAGCUGCGCGGUGUGCCUGGGGGAGUACGAGGACGGCGACGAGCUGCGGCGGCUGCCCGGGUGCCGCCACGCGUUCCACCGGGGCUGCGUCGACCAGUGGCUGCGCCGCCGCCCCACGUGCCCCGUCUGCCGCACGCCGCCGCCGCCGCUAGCGCAAGCAAAUCCUAGCUGAUGACCACAUUCUUCAACAGACGACGUUCGUCAUGGCUGCGUCAGCAAUGCAUGCAUGCAGCCAAGAAACUCUGGUGGUCCUGUAGAGAGAUGUGGUGACCAUUUGGAUAGCGCGCAGAGCGGCAGAAUACGGCGUACGUACGUAUUGUACGUUUGUACGUUCCGCUCGCCGUAUAUACGUGUAGAGUAGACUGAUAGAAUUGUUGUAUAUGUAUGUAUGCACGCCUAUCUCUCUCCAAUUCCUCUUCUUUCUUCUUCGUUCCUCUUUAGCUUUUUUUUUCUUCUAGGAGGCGGUUAUGUAUUUUGUUGAAAUCAAAUGAGAAAAUUUCGUUUCGAUCUCUGUU